GCAACCUCAAGCUCAUUGCCAUGGCUGCAGCUUCCAAGAAGUCGGCUGUCACCUUUGUCCAGUGUGUGAGAUCUGCCCUCUUCUUCUUUCAGUUUGCUUCAGUCAAAGCUGACGGAAAGUUGUUUGCCCUUGGACCCAGGAAUGGCUCCCAGAGUCUGGACUUCGCCAUGGCUCAGCAAACAUGUGCUGCCCUAGGAGCUCAUUUAGCCAGCCCAGAAGAGCUGAGGAAAACAAUUAGAGAUUGCUCUUUUGCUGUCUGCACCACAGGCUGGCUGGCUGAUGGCACGGUCGGGACAACUGUGUGCAAUAAGACAGGCAGCAAGCCACAGAGUGUGAAAGUGGUUGAUGUUCAGAUUGAAAUGGAUCCCUCUCCAAGUGGCAGAUACAAUGCUAUUUGUGUGAAGGCUGAAGGUAAACCAUGUGGGGAUCCUCCAUCUUUUCCUCAUACCAUUCUGCAUGGACAUACUGGGUUUGAAAUGGGAGAUGAAUUGCACUACAUCUGUGCCCAGGGAUAUGCCAUGAGUAAUAAGGAUACAGCUUUCACUCUGCUCUGCCAUACAUGUGGGGAAUGGUUUGGUCAAGUCCAGGCUUGUGUCAAAGAUGAAACUGAAGGAUAUAUUGACUAUGAAGAUAAUUUUCCUGAUGACCGAUCUAUGCCUACAGAAGAUCAAGAACACAAUAUCAAAGAGACAGAAGAAAAAGGACGUGAGCCAGAAAAAGCCACAGACAGUGGUACCAGGACUCAUUUUGCUGAUGGUGAUAAUCACAUUGGCAUCAAAAUUAUGCUGAACGAACAGGACACCAAGAUUAUUUAUGAAGGUGAAAACUUCCCUAUUGGACCUAUUAUUGUGAAUAAUGAUACAAAAGCAGCAAAACGUACAGAGUCCAAUGCAGAUGAGUCCUGGCUAGAUGGUUACCCUGUUACUCAAGAAGCAAUGGAAGAAGAAGAAGAUGAUGACGAAGGGGAUAAAACGGAUGGGUCGAUGGGGAGAGAAGAUGACAUUGUCACUGACCAACGGGAUUAUGAUGGAAUUAGAAAAACAGGGGGCAGCAACCUAGAAAAGGAUUUAAUACAGCCUGGGGCAGACUCGCCACUGAUUUAUGAUGGUAGGAUUGAAACAAUAUUAGUAACACUACUGCCAACAAGUGGUCUAGGGAAUGAAAGUAUAAGUAAACGCCCUGAGGAUGUCAUACGUUAUGCCACAAUGACACCCAUUGGAUUAGUCACUCAGGAGCUAGCAUCCAUAAGUACAGUUACUACCUUGAACCAGGAUGUGGUGGACAGUUCAGCAGUGCUCCAUGCCACUGACCACAUACCAUUGCCAGAGGAAGAAGAAAUUAUGACUUUCCCAAUACAAGCAGUUGCUACUGUGUCUUCUCCAAAUCUGUUUACCACUAUUGCAAGAGAAGCUCUUACCUAUGGGCGAGAUGGAAAGCUCUCGACCACUUUUGAACCAUGCAUGGGAGGUGAUUGUUCCAGCCCAGAUAAAGGUCCCAUAGUAGCCAUUACUGUGACUGUUGUGUGCUUGCUUUUACUUGCCACAGUCUUGGCCGUGUGGUGCUUCAAGAAACGGCAACAGAAGACCUCUGUUUAUAAAUUGAAUGGGAAAGAACAUGCUAGGCACCAGCUGCAACAGAUUGAAAUGCAGAAAGUCUAACCUAGCAGACAUGUAAAAGACAUGUAAAAGAAAGAGUAGGAGUGAGAUAAACUGAAUGCAAAUGGAUACAAUGAUCCACAUUUCAGAAAGCAAAAAGAGAAAACCUGUGCACAAAUAAGCAGGACUUAUAGCUAUCUGAAAUCACAAAGAAUGGAUAUCAGCAUUCAUUUAUCUAGCUAGCUAUGUUUUUAACCAUCCAUAUUCUUGAAGGCAUCAAGAUGGUCUAGCUUUCUGAAACAAGUGAUCAAUAAUAGCAAUCGUGGCUGGAGAAUUCUGGGUGCAGAGUGGGUAUCCUGCAAAUUGUAAAGCAUGGGAAACAAUAUUGGUGCAAGACGGAAAAAAUGUCUUUGGAUUAUUUGCUUUAUCGUUUUUGAAUGGGAAUAGAGUUGCAUAGACAUUCAAAGUCUUGGAGCAGCUCCACCCUUUGGAUACCAUUAUGGGUAGGGAGAUGAUCACCAUGAACUCAUCACCAUUUCUUUACCAGAACUUUGGCAAUAAAAAAGUAAUUUUUUCUGUAUAAUAUGAAGUAACUCUUUAUAUUUGUGCCAGAGCAUGUACACAGAGAGGAUCUUCUAUGCAUGGACUUGAAGU
Sceloporus undulatus (fence lizard) is the source of this 2249-nucleotide messenger RNA. RefSeq names its product sushi domain containing 5 (gene SUSD5). Gene Ontology annotation, biological process: Notch signaling pathway; cell adhesion. Bases 21 to 1658 code for a protein of 545 amino acids. Lineage: Eukaryota; Metazoa; Chordata; Lepidosauria; Squamata; Phrynosomatidae. Gene Ontology annotation, molecular function: hyaluronic acid binding. The record is from RefSeq and is a predicted model, not a curated record. The transcript is spliced from 5 exons.